AUGGCGGUAACAGCUUGGACCGAUACCUGCGUCCAUUGCGCUGAGCUCCUUGCCAGCGUCCCUCUCUCUGUCAUCUUCGCCGCCGUCGGCGCUACUGCGGUUGGAUUGUUUGUUUGUCUCUAUGUUUUCCUAUCCCUAGUUGCCCCGAUACCACGCAGUCCCCUCCUGGAAGAAACGACCUACCGCACUAUCUCGAAAGACGGAUCGGUCACGGAGCCUGAGCCGCUACCCUCCUGGCAAGACUCGAGCUCGAAAAAGAAUAACCGGGGAACCGACAAUGCCGAGUUGUUUGUGUCCCUGGUCGUCCCGGCUUAUAAUGAGAAAGACCGCCUCGGUGGCAUGCUAGAAGAGGCCGUAAACUACCUGGAGCGCAUGUACGGGACACUGGGCAACAGCCAACCCGACGAGAAGCCCGUUCGGCAACGGAAGCACGCCGCCAACGGACACGCAAAUGGCAGUGCAAACGGCAACGCGGCGACCGGGAUACCUCCCGGAAAGGGCUGGGAGAUUAUCAUCGUCUCGGAUGGAUCGACGGACAGCACAGAAGAAAUGGCGUUCUCUUUUGCCCGAGACCAUCAACUCUCGCUGCACCCCAAGGGCCAUGCCGGUCCCUGGACACCCGAGCCCGAAGAGGGCGUGCACAUUCCCCCCGGGACAAUCCGUGUAGUGACUCUGUGCAAGAACCGUGGAAAGGGCGGAGCCGUCACUCACGGAAUGCGACACGUCCGUGGCCAGUAUGUGAUUUUCGCUGAUGCAGAUGGCGCAACCAACUUUGCGGACUUGGGUAAACUUGUUACUGCCUGUCAGGAUGUCGAGGAUUCCACUGGCCGCGGUGUAGCCGUUGGAUCUCGCGCGCACAUGGUUGGAAGUGACGCUGUUGUCAAGCGUUCCAAACUCCGCAACUUCCUAAUGCACUCAUUCCACCUAAUUCUGUGGCUCCUGACACCCUCAAAAACCGCCACGAUCAAGGAUACCCAGUGCGGGUUCAAGCUCUUCUCGCGCGCCUCUCUCCCCUUCAUCAUUCCCUACAUGCAUUCCGAGGGCUGGAUCUUCGAUGUCGAGAUGCUGAUGCUUGCGGAGUUUGCGCGCAUCCCUGUUGCCGAGGUCCCAGUUGACUGGCGCGAGGUCGGCGGGAGCAAGCUGAAUGUUCUGAGGGAUAGUAUCGGUAUGGCGUGGGGGCUGGCAGUUCUGAGGGCUGCGUGGUCGUUGGGGGUUUAUAGACGGACGUGA
Aspergillus puulaauensis is the source of this 1230-nucleotide messenger RNA. It is a transcript of the gene ALG5, whose product is annotated as dolichyl-phosphate beta-glucosyltransferase. Lineage: Eukaryota; Fungi; Ascomycota; Eurotiomycetes; Eurotiales; Aspergillaceae. The record is from RefSeq and is a predicted model, not a curated record. Gene Ontology annotation, cellular component: endoplasmic reticulum membrane. The transcript has 3 exons. The coding region runs from base 1 to 1230 and encodes 409 amino acids.